GGCAGGACUCAGGUCAUCACAAAUUCGUAGCGCCUGCAGCAACGCAUUCGUUCUCACUCAGUGACACUCAUGUCCACUCCUUUUAGACGGCUCGUUAAGCCCUCGCUGUCGCUCGAUGCGUAUGCGCAAUGCGCCUGCCGUCGCGCACCCAGAGUCGCCCGCCGUGAGCAGGCGCGAUGCUUCAGCAGCUCACCUGCCGUGUUUUCAGGCCAUUCAAAAUGGGCGACGAUAAAGCACGACAAGGCCAAGGCUGACGCGGGAAAGAGCAAGCAGCGCGCCCUCCUCACCAACGACAUCACCAACGCCGUAAAGAACAAUGGUCCCGACCCCAACAUGAACCCGCGCCUUGCCCUCGCCCUCACAACCGCGAAAAAAAGCCAAGUCCCCAAGGCCUCCAUCGAAGCAGCGAUAGCCCGCGGCCAGGGUCUCUCCGCGUCAGGUGCCGCGCUUGAAUCGAUCAUGCUAGAGGCCAUGCUUCCUGCGUCUGUCGCAGCGGUGAUUGAAGCGCAAACGGAUAAUAAGCUGCGCUCUCUCGCGGACCUACGAUUGAUCAUCAAGGAGGCUGGGGGCAACGUGUCGACCGUGAGCUACAUGUUUGAGAAGAAAGGCAGGGUGAUACUGCACCAGAAGGAAGGCGUGGGCGCCGACGAGGUGCUGGAGGCUGCGAUCGAGGCCGGUGCAGAGGACGUCCAAGAGCUAGAUGACGGACGUGUUGUCCUAUUCACGGAGCCCGCUACCGCAAAGACAAUUGCGCAGACCGUCGCUAAGGAGAUGGACAUGGAGGUCGCGGAGGCGGAGAUCAUAUACGACCCCAACGAAGAUACCCUGGUGCCGCUUGAUGAUGCGGAAACGGCAGGGCAAUUAGGCAAGUUCGUGGACAAGGUACAAGACGUGCAAGGGAUCCAGGGCGUGUACUUGAACUGGACCAAGGGUUCAAUAGAUGAUAGCCUGUGGGAAGAGCUAGCGAGCAAGACCGCGAUAUGAUGAUUCUCCUUGUCCAUAUUUGUCCGCAUAGAUGUACAAAAUACUAGUACAAUACUGUACAAAAUCCACCAGCACUUUGGUCCAAAACGCCUUCCAUGCUCAACUAGUUGUGAUGUUCUCGCUUGUUCCGUCCUGUAAUCGAGUCGGGUGU
Molecule: messenger RNA, 1135 nt
Organism: Paraphaeosphaeria sporulosa
Lineage: Eukaryota; Fungi; Ascomycota; Dothideomycetes; Pleosporales; Didymosphaeriaceae
Product: YebC-like protein
Exons: 2
Coding region: 70-984 (304 amino acids)
Cellular component (GO): mitochondrion
Source: RefSeq, a predicted model, not a curated record